Messenger RNA from Acanthoscelides obtectus, 5854 nucleotides. The record is from the annotation of a GenBank genome assembly. NCBI's taxonomy places the organism in Eukaryota, Metazoa, Arthropoda, Insecta, Coleoptera, Chrysomelidae.
AUUAUCUAAAUUGGUACAAAUUCUGGAAUGUUUACAUUUUUUUCAAGAUAACACAAAGUUUUUCAAAAAUCAAAUGAUUACAAAUAAUUCCAACAGUUUUUAGGCAACAUAGAAAGCGGUAUUAAUAUUAGUCUUGAGAUUCCGCAUAUUUGUCGAUAUAAUUUGCAACACAAGGUCAUCACGAUCUUCAAUCCACAUCCAGGCUGUCAGUCGAAAAUAGAAGCAAAACAAACAUCUCCAAUCGCCGUAAAAUUGCUGACCCGACGAAAUUCCAACCUGCUGCUACCAGCACAAAUUGUUAUAAGUUUACAUUUCACGCAGCUGUUAUAAAAUUAAACAAAGAUGCCGGUGCCUCCAAUCCCUGUGAUUGUCGAGACUGAGACAGAAAACCGUAGUCUCACUGACAGUGUAGGCUCACAUUCAGACGUAUCAGGAGUCACUGUGCACAAUUCUUCCAGUAAUAUGGUCAAACCGCACAUGGAUGUGGUGUGUGUUAUAGAUAUAUGUCAAACUGACAACUUGAUGCAAAGAAAAAAGGCUUUGGAAGAAGUCCGACUGGCAUGUCUACAAAUUGGAGCUAAUGUCAGCCACAUUCAGGAUGAAUAAGAAAAAGUGGAUGCGCAACUAAUUUCUAGCUUUGCCAACAUCUCAAGUACAUGUAUUUGAGACAAGAAACCAAUGGAAUUAUCAUCAACAUAGUUGACAUCUUGUAGAAAAACCUUCAUAAUCUCACAAAAAGAACCUAUAUAAUGUUAAAAAAAACGGACAUAAUGUCACUUUUCAAGAUACGUAAUAACCUAACCACACAGAAAUAAUCAAAAAUGGUUCCGAUGCGGUCUAGGUAUGCAUAAUAUUUAAGGAUAAUGCACCUACAGAAUCAGUGGAGAUUGAUUUUGGCUCAUAUGAAGUACAAAAACAGUAGAUUGGAUGCUCAAAAACAUCGACAACAUCUCUGUGAGUUUGAAAAAUUGGACUUUGGUGAAGCUAAUGUAGUAAGCAGCUUCUACAAUGCGGAUGUAGUGAUUAUAGAUUUGUCUUUCCCCACACAACAAAGUACUUUAUUUUACCAUUUGGGUGUAAGAGAAAGUUUCAACAUGAAGCAAAACAUUCUCAUUUACAAUGACAUUGAUUCUGAAGUGACGUUGAAAAAGAGGCUGUCGUGUGCAAAUUAUUCUUUUGUUUCAUAUAAUUUGAGUGAUAAUGUGUGCCUUACCACCUGCUCUAGUGGCAGAACAGAUGAGCCAACAGAACUGCUUCAUAUUAGGUUGAAAAAAUUGCUGCAGGAUGUAGAGAUACAAACCAAAGCUCACAUGAAGGAAAAAUUUCUUGGUGACUUAAAAAAACUUAAAGAACAAAAAAGUGGUGAAGAGCUGAGAGAAGCCUUAUAUCUUAUGAGAAAACGUCUUGACGAUCCAAACGUACUAUCGGGAGAAGUCAUUGUAAAUACACUGUUAUGUUUCCGAGAUAUUCAAGAAUAUGACGCGAUGAUACAUUUAGUUGAUGAUCUGAGAAAUGUGCCAAUAGCAAAAAAGUUUUUGAACUCGUACAUUAUGUUCCUCUAUGCAUUUGCUCUUAAUCGAAGGAAGAGGGAAGGUGAUAGAGAGAAGGCUCUAAAUGUUUGUAUAGAGGCAUUAAGAAGUAAAGAAAAUCAUUUUCCCGACAUGCUGUGCCUAUGUGGACGUAUCUACAAAGACAUCUUUACUGAAUCUGACUAUCAGGACAAGGACAGCUUAGACCAAGCUAUCCAUUGGUACCGUAAAGGUUUUGAAAUUAAACCAAAUGAAUAUGCAGGCAUCAACCUAGCCACUUUGUUGGUAAUCAAGGGCGCAGAAAUUGGCAAGUCUGACGAAUUGCAGCAUAUUGGCAUGGUGUUGAAUAAUCUUAUUGGAAAGAAAGGAAGCUUGUUUUCAUUGCAGGAUUAUUGGGAUGUGGCGACGUUUUUUGAGAUAUCAGUAUUAUUUCAACAUUACAGUAAUGCUACUCAAGCUGCAGCUUGUAUGUUCAAGCUUAAACCGCCAAAUUGGUAUCUUAAAUCGACAGUUGGAAACAUACAGCUAAUAGAUAGGUUUCGCAAAAAGACGGACGACGUUGGUACACCAGAAGAACAGAUAUUCCACUUUUGGAUGGAGUUUUUCAUAGAGGCAACAAAAACAGAACACGAACAAAUAUUUAGAUUCCCUGUUUUGAUCUUGGAGUCCACCAAAGAGCUCAUGCCAAGUUAUAUUUGCAUUAAUUUGGAUGCAGAUCCUCAAACACUCCAAGUAACAAAUCUUUGUGAAAACUGCUUGAGAGCAGAAUGUACUAAAAUUCACAACUGGGAAUUUACUGCGAACCAAAUCAGAAGUAUAAGUUUUUACAAAAAAGAUGCACGCUGUCUUUUUCUAUAUGUUCAUUACAAUUCUGAUGAUUUCCAAAUCUAUUUUCCAUCAGAAAAAUGCAAGGAAUAUUUCUACAAAUUGAUUCUCGAACUAACAAAUCACUCUGAAGGAUUAAUAGAGCAGGAACCUCCGAGAGAUAUCAAAUACGAAUAUGAGCGUGAUGAUUCUGGUAAAAAAAUUGUUCUCGGUAAAGGCACAUACGGUGUUGUCUAUGCGGCCAGAGAUUUAAAUACUCAAGUCAGAAUCGCUGUCAAAGAGGUACCAGAAAAGAAUUUGGGAGCAGUGCAACCAUUACAUGAAGAAAUAUGGCUGCAUUCGCAACUACGGCACAGAAACAUUGUCCAAUACUUGGGCUCAUUAUCAGAAGAUAAUUAUUUUAAGAUUUUUAUGGAACAAGUACCCGGAGGUUCCCUCAGUGCUCUUUUGCGAUCGAAGUGGGGACCAUUAAAGUCUAAUGAGCACACAAUGGCUUAUUACACAAAGCAAAUUUUGGAGGGAUUGAAAUAUUUGCAUGACCAGAAUAUUGUACACCGCGAUAUCAAGGGUGACAAUGUCCUGGUAAAUACCUAUAGUGGUGUGGUGAAGAUAUCCGAUUUUGGUACUUCAAAAAGAUUAGCUGGUCUAUGUCCUAGCACAGUUACAUUCACUGGUACAUUACAAUACAUGGCGCCAGAGGUCAUAGACAAGGGACAAAGAGGAUAUGGAGCUCCUGCCGAUAUAUGGUCUCUAGGUUGCACAGUAGUAGAAAUGGCAACUGGUAAACCGCCUUUCACAGAAUUGGGUUCUCCUCAGGCAGCAGUUUUUAAAGUAGGUUAUUACAAAGCACACCCAGAGAUUCCCGAUGAAUUGUCUGACAGAGCAAAGAACUUCAUCAGAAGAUGCUUUGAACCUGAUCCUGAUAAAAGAGCUACCGCAGCUCAAUUGUUGGAAGAUCCAUUUUUAGGAUCUGAAAGACGGCAGAAAAAUGUUCGUCUAAACACGGAAUUUAGUAGAAGUGUUUCGGUGCCCGUGGAGAAAUUAGUAACCAGAACCCAUGGCCCCUCUAGUGCUCCUAAUAAUACACCUACUUCACCUGAAGCAGACUCGUCCCAGAACCGGGGCUCGUUGUUGCCGCCCAUACAAAUGCCUACAGCCCUCACGUUUAACAGCUUAGCCUCAACGCCCUCUUUGGAAUGCGAAUCAGAACAGACACACAACACGGAACGAAGGAAUUCAUCAGGGACUCUUCUAUCACCAGAAGUUGAAGCAGGAGGUGGUGAAACCGAUGGAUUUUAUUUGCUCAAGAAGGAUUCACAGAGGCGGACAACUCUGUCCAAAGUAUUGGCCAACGAUGGGGCCAAGAUCUGCGACGUUUGGAUGCAGAAGCUGAGGGAUAAGUACCAUGGUGAAACAGUAUUGACAGAAAAACACCUGAAGAGGUUGAUGGACUGUUUGAAAUCAUACCUGAUUGAACAAUCUAUGGGAGUAGUCGAAAGUACAAUAACACAACUAAGGUUGGAGCUGGACUUUGAUGCUCAAGCGAUCAACCAAUUGCAGUUUGCUAUAUACCUUUUCCAAGAAUCCGUGAUUGAGGUCCUCCGAUUGCACCCUAUCAAACCUCAUUGGAUGUUCGCGUUGGACAACUUGGUGCGUCAGUGUGUCCAAGCGGCAGUUACAGUACUUACGCCCGAGUUAGUCGAGCAUAUAGCCAACCACAGCUCUCCCAGCACGGUCAAUUCCACGAAAUCGUCUUCCGGCAAAAUGAGUGAAACGUAUGACGUCCAAGUUUUGCAUCUCAAGAGUGAAACUGGUAGGGUGAAGCAGGAAUUCAUUGAUAGUCUGAGGGAAUACCAGCUUAUGGUAAGGCAACUGGCUGAAGAAUUUCGGCAGCAAACUGAAGCGUUAAAGCAGAUCUGUAGCAGUAAUAGACAAAGGGAAGUUGUGGAGGAAGAUACUCUUCUGAAUAAUUGGUUGGAAGGAUUAGGAAUUCAUCCGUCAGCCAGAAAAAUCCUUGUUGGAGAGGGAUAUACCCUUGAUGAGGUGCUAUACCAGAUAGACAAGGAAGAACUCCGACAAGCAGGUCUUCGAGGUGCCACCGUCUUCCGCAUAUGGCGAGCAAUAGAAAACUACAGAAAGGGAGUCGUAGUAUUGUGUAACGGGGUAACGACAGGCGAAACUGGUACUGUCUAGGAUAAGCAAAAACGCCCAGACACAAUUUCCAAUUUUGGGACAAGUAACUUUUUUUUCUCGCACUGCUUACCGGUUGUCAUUACUAGACCAUUUGGCGGUAUUUGGUCUUUCCUGUCGCGGUUCUAUGUGCUUAAUUUUGGGGUAAAUAUGAUUGGGUGUAUUUGGCCUUUAGGCCAUAUUUGGAACUACAUCAGUCGUUUGUGGACAAGAAGUUAUGUAUGGCUACUAAAUCGUCUACGAUAAUACAUCUUGUCAGGACAAGUAAAUUUUCCCUCGAGCAUUAAUGAGAUUUAGUUCUGUUACUUGUCCAUAUUGGUGCUUAAAAUGUGCUGUGAUUUUUAUCUGUUGAUCUGGUGUCUGGACGUUUCGGAUUUUUUUUCUGUAUUUUCAAUACGGGCGACGUCAGCUUUAUUUUUCAGCGUAAUAAAAACUUCAAUAACCUUGACCAUAAUUUGGCUAUAGUUUCGAAUUUUGAUUACUUUUCAUGAGGAUUUUAUUUUUUUCGGUUAGCUUUUUGAAAAUUUCAUCAGUAUUCUAAUAUAAUAUUGGUCACAUUCUUUAAUCACCUAUGAGAUGGAACUACUAAGUAUACGUUGGUGCUUUGUAGCAAUUGCGAGGACGGGUUGAUUUAUUAACCUGUUCCUUUGUCAUAGUUGUUUAGAGAAUAUAAUGAUUUUUGUUUCCAAGAAUUUUUUUGUUUUGAAAAAUAAACCUGAACUGUCAUAUUUGACGGUAGCUAGAUUACCGUGGGUACAAGAAAUAGACUGUGUUAUCCUUAUUUUAUUUUUUCUGUUUUAUUGGAGAAUUUUAUUUCAAAUGCAGUGCAAUGGCUUUAUUUUUUCCUAAUUUGAAGUAUCAGAUUCGAUAUUUCAAUAGCUAAGUGGAAUCUAGAGAUUCUCUGAAUUAGACUUCAUUGUAAAGAUGUCUGAUUUUUGUUUUACUUGAUUUUUGUCUUUUUUAUGUUAAUUUUUGGUUUUAAACAAAUUGUUUUAAUGAUUUUUUGUGGAAUAAUAAUGAUUGAUAUUAACUCUAAAGCAAUAACUUUAUUAGUGCCUUACAGAAUACAUCACAAUAUUUAACUUACAAAUUGAAACUUUAUUUUUAAGUAUUGAUUUUUAAUUUUAUUUUGAGAAACUGUUUUAAAUAUAGCGCCAUGUUCGUGCGUUAUUGAGAAGAAAUAUUUUAUUUUAUUAUCUGGCUAUUAAGUUUUUUAACGUUAGAAUGUUUAAGUCGGCACUGUUAACAUUGAAUUGACGUGUAUUAAAUGUAUAUAUAUAUAUUUUCGCUAAUAAAUCUAUUUGACUAAU